UAUUAUCAAUAGUAUGUCGUUACUGGUUCGUACGUAGCUACAACAUGAAGUUUGCAUUCGCUUUAGUUGCCCUCGUUGUCGCUGUCCAGGGGCGCAGCACAGGCUUGGACGCUCCCAUCACCGCUGUGUCGACUGCUGAGAACCCAUGGGUGGUGCAUCUCCGCAUUGCUAACACCUUCGGUGCUGGUCUGCUCAAAAGCUGCGUCGGUUCCCUCAUCAAUGAGCGCUGGGUGCUUACCUCUGGUGCCUGCGUAAUGAACCUUCGCUUCGCUUGGAUCCGGUAUGGAGCCGCUAACGUGCUCAACCCCGAGCUGGUGACUGAGACUGCGUCGUCGCGUUUCAACAACAGGGUCGGUCUCAUCGCCAUCAACCGCGAAGUCGAGUUUACACCCACAAUCAGCUCUGUGGAGCUGGCGGCGGCCAGUGACGAGCUGCCAGAGACCGCCACGCUUUGCGGCUACGGCGCACAGGAAGACGGAUCCCCCGGCGAGACUCUGAACUGCUUCGAAUUCACCCUCUCAGAACAGCGCCAUGACAUGUUUGAAGCCACCAGCGACGUACAGACCACUGAAUUCGACAUCGGAGCACCUCUGGUGAGCAACGGCAAGCAAAUAGGAGUCCUGGUCACUCCUGCUGAGGGCGGUUCCCCUGCCGUGUUCGCGAAAGUUGGCUCAUACAAAGUCUGGAUCGACUUCGAAACUGGAUUCAAUUUCCCGCAAUAAAAUAUAAUAUUUAAUUAUUUUAAUUAAUUCUUGUUGCAUAAAGACAUUAAUGCCAAUAAAUAUUCACUUAUGUGAAUUUAUUAAAAUAUAAAAUUGUUA
Molecule: messenger RNA, 821 nt
Organism: Papilio xuthus (Asian swallowtail)
Lineage: Eukaryota; Metazoa; Arthropoda; Insecta; Lepidoptera; Papilionidae
Product: chymotrypsin-1
Exons: 8
Coding region: 45-722 (225 amino acids)
Biological process (GO): proteolysis
Molecular function (GO): serine-type endopeptidase activity
Source: RefSeq, a predicted model, not a curated record